AUCACCGGUAUGGCUACUUUGCUGAAAUUUGCUGCACGGUUUAGCAACAAUUUAACCCAAAAACACGUAUUUGCAGCGAGUGUCAGGAUGUCUUCUUACUUGAUUCAAGACCCGAAAUACUCCUGGUUGAAAGACCUUGGGCUUGAUGUGGACAACAAAGGUGUCUUUUGCGGAGAAUGGCUCGGAAACGGAGAGGUUGUGACUUCUUAUUCUCCAACUACAAACCAGCCUAUUGCCAAGGUCACUCAGGGUAACUCUAAAGACUAUGAGAAAGCUGUGAAGGCAGCCAGGGAGGCGUGGCAGAUCUGGGCAGAGGUACCUGCUCCACAGCGGGGAGAAAUUGUGAGGCAGAUUGGUCAGGCCUUGAGGGACAAAAUAGACUUACUGGGAAGAAUGGAGUCACUAGAGGUUGGAAAGAUCCUGGGCGAGGGAGUUGGGGAGGUCCAGGAGUAUAUCGAUGUGUGCGACUACGCUGUUGGCCUUUCACGCAUGUUUGCUGGUCAUGUCUUCCCAUCUGAGCGUAAGGGUCACGCCCUUCUGGAGCAGUGGAACCCUCUUGGUGUAGUUGGUGUGAUCACAGCAUUCAACUUCCCUGUCGCAGUGUACGGCUGGAACUCUGCCAUUGCCAUGGUCUGCGGAAACUGCAUGCUGUGGAAGGGAGCGCCUUCCACACCCCUCACCAGUGUCGCUAUAACCAAAGUGAUCUCAUCAGUGUUGGAGAAGAACAGCCUUCCAGGAGCCAUCUGCUCCCUUGUGUGUGGAGGAUCUGACAUUGGGACAUUAAUGGCAAAGGAUGAGCGUCUACCUCUGGUCUCUUUCACUGGCAGUACUCAGGUGGGUCACAAAGUGUCUAUGAUGGUUCAAGAGAGGUUCGGCAAGUUUCUGCUAGAGCUCGGUGGAAACAACGCCAUCAUAGUGAACGAGGAUGCAGACCUCGACAUGGUUGUUCGUGCAUCUGUGUUCGCAUGUGCAGGGACGGCAGGCCAACGAUGCACCACCACACGCAGACUCAUUCUUCACAAGUCUGUAUAUGAUGAGGUUGUGUCACGACUUGUGAAAGCCUACGGACAGUUGAGGAUAGGUGACCCUUGUGAAGCUGAUACCCUGUACGGGCCACUACACAGCACAGCUGCCGUGGAGGCCUAUAAGAACGCUAUAGAGGAGGCCAUCAAACAGGGCGGCAAGGUUGAGUGUGGGGGGAAGGUGAUAGACCGACCUGGAAAUUUUGUGGAGCCCACAAUUAUAUCAGGGCUUUCCCAUGAUGCCAAGAUAGUCCAAACGGAAACAUUUGUACCCAUUGUCUACAUUCUCAAGUUUGAGGUGCUGGACGAGGCUAUACGGUGGAACAACGAGGUCAAACAGGGCCUCUCUAGCAGCAUUUUUACCAAAGAUCUUGGCAAUAUCUUCCAAUGGAUCGGACCAAAGGGUUCAGAUUGCGGUAUCAUCAAUGUGAAUAUUCCUACAAAUGGAGCAGAAAUAGGAGGGGCUUUUGGUGGAGAGAAGCACACAGGUGGCGGAAGAGAGUCUGGCAGUGAUGCGUGGAAACAGUACAUGCGACGAUCCACCAUAACAAUCAACUACAGUAAGGAGCUGCCUCUGGCUCAGGGAAUCAAGUUCGAGUGAGCUGCCUUCCAGCCCGGGGCCAGUAAAACCAUCUGUGAUGAGACUUUUUUUAUUAAACUUUCUAUCACUUAUAUUGUUAGGUUCUAUACUUCUGAGGCCAGGGUGCUAUUGAUUUUUUUAUGAUUGUAUGUUUCAGUUGGGAUUUUUUGUUGUUUUUUAUACACAAAAUGAACAAGGUUGCUUAAAAUUAGAUUGAGGGAUAUUGUAAUUGAAGCGACUAACAAAUCAGCUUUGCUUGUCUUGAAAAACAUUAACACAAAUUUGUUUAACCUUUGUUGUCCUGAAAUUCAGUUGAAGUUUAUAAAAAUAAGUGAAAGGAGAGUUAUAAAUGGUAAUAUUGAUUUUGUGUAUUUUUGAAAUGUAUUAGUGAAUCUCAUGCCUUACCUCAAACUAUACUUCAGUAUCUUACUAUAGUUUGUGUGGGAAAUAUUAAGCUUAUAAGAUUGUGUGUGAAAUGCAGGUCACUUGUGUUGAACACAUGGCAACAAGGCUGUUGUACAAAGAAUUUCUAUGUUUUCUGUCGGUUAAUAUUAUCAUUUAAUAAUCUGACCCAUAAAUAUGUAAAUUUUGGGUGCCUGGUGACCCCAUUCUAUUUUUUGUAUCAUUUGAACAGGCGUUGUGUGCAGAAAUAAUACACUUCUAACAAGAAAACAUAUUCGUUUAUAUCAGCAAUCAAGUAUCUAUCAAAAGAUACCAAUAUUUGAAUGGGUCACUUAGCAUCAAAAUUGAACAUUAAGGUUAUGGAGCUAUGAGAGGGCUAGAAUAUUUGUGGGUUGGAUACUUUGAAAUGUCUCGGCACUGCAGUUUUUUUACCAAUUUCCUAGUCUAUAUAACAGCACAAAAUCUAUAUCUAAAUUGAAUGUUGUACCAAGGUCUUACGGGAACUAGUAUUACUGUAUGUUUAAUGUUCAUAGUGUGCAAGUGGCAUAGAAACAAUGUAUUUGACUGGAUGUUCCUAUUUUAAGCAUUAUACAUUUAUAAAUUGAUACCCCUAGCUGAAUGAUUCAAACAGAAUCACUUAUUUAUUGGUGCAAAAUAACUGAAUUUGACUUGCUUAUAAUUUUGGUUUAUUUAUUUUUUUGGAAAGGAUAACACCUAUCCCCUUUGCUCAUUUAUAGUGCUUUAAAUCUUUACAUGGCUGUUGUUUGUUAUCACAUGAUGUUACAAAAAAUGCAUCAUUUUAUUUCUAUAACAUUUUUGAUAUGCAUUUUCGUUUGAUAUAUUUGUCAAUUAUAGACCUGUUAAUCAUGAGUGAUAUGAUGUGGAAUUUGGAAAAUAAAAUUUCAAUAUAUUGA
Mya arenaria is the source of this 2918-nucleotide messenger RNA. RefSeq names its product alpha-aminoadipic semialdehyde dehydrogenase-like. The transcript is spliced from 18 exons. Bases 10 to 1623 code for a protein of 537 amino acids. NCBI's taxonomy places the organism in Eukaryota, Metazoa, Mollusca, Bivalvia, Myida, Myidae. Gene Ontology annotation, molecular function: aldehyde dehydrogenase (NAD+) activity. The record is from RefSeq and is a predicted model, not a curated record.